AUGCGACGUGAACAGCUUCGAUGUGCUCCUCAACGGAAGAUGGAGCAGCCUCAGCUUCUUUGUGCUCUUCGUGGGUCUCUGAUGGAGCAGCUUCAGUGUGGGCUUGGACGGAGUCGACUUCAGCUGGAGCAGCUUGAUGCUCCUCUCGCUGGGCAACUGACGCUUCUGGAGCAGCUUCUGUGGAUGCGACAUGAACGGCUUCGAUGUGUUCCUCAACUGAUGGAAAUGAGCUUUGGCUGGAGCCGUUUCAUCCUUAUGUUCUUCUGGUGCAGACUCCGUAGCGGCUACAUGGAUAGCUUGGAUGACUUCCUCGAUUGGGGCUUCAUGGUGAGCAUCCUUGUGUUCCUCAGCACGAGCUGGAGCUUCUCAGCUUCUGUGGGUGGAAGGUGA
Caenorhabditis briggsae is the source of this 390-nucleotide messenger RNA. The transcript is spliced from 3 exons. Bases 1 to 390 code for a protein of 129 amino acids. NCBI's taxonomy places the organism in Eukaryota, Metazoa, Nematoda, Chromadorea, Rhabditida, Rhabditidae. The record is from RefSeq and is a predicted model, not a curated record.